Candoia aspera is the source of this 4669-nucleotide messenger RNA. It is a transcript of the gene TM9SF1, whose product is annotated as transmembrane 9 superfamily member 1. NCBI's taxonomy places the organism in Eukaryota, Metazoa, Chordata, Lepidosauria, Squamata, Candoiidae. The coding region runs from base 59 to 3919 and encodes 1286 amino acids. Gene Ontology annotation, biological process: protein localization to membrane; vacuolar transport. Gene Ontology annotation, cellular component: membrane. The transcript is spliced from 18 exons. The record is from RefSeq and is a predicted model, not a curated record.
AAGCUGCUCGGUGGGUGAAGCCGGAAGAGGAAACCCAGUGAAUUUCCCACCAGGCGAGAUGAGUGGCUUAGGGAAGCUGUUUGGGAAAGGCAAGAAGGCCAAGGCCCCCACUCCGCAGGAGGCCAUCCAGAAACUGCACGAGACCGAACAAAUCCUCGUCAAGAAGCAGGAAUUCCUGGAGGAGAAGAUCCAGCAGGAGCUGCAGUCAGCUAAGAAACAUGGCACUAAGAACAAAAGAGCUGCCUUGCAAGCUCUCAAGCGGAAGAAACGUUACGAGCAGCAGCUGUCCCAAAUUGACGGGACCCUCUCCACUAUCGAAUUCCAGCGAGAGGCCCUCGAAAACGCCACCACCAACACCGAAGUGCUCAAGACCAUGUCGGAUGCUGCUCGGGCCAUGAAAGAGGCGCACCAGCACAUGGACAUCGACAAGGUGGACGACUUAAUGGCCGAAAUCACCGAGCAGCAGGACAUCGCCCAGCAGAUCUCGGAUGCCAUAUCCAAGCCGGUCGGCUUCGGAGACGACGUAGAUGAGGACGAACUGCUGGCCGAGCUAGAAGAGAUGGAGCAGGAAGAUCUGGACAAGGAGCUUCUGAACGUUGCGGAGCCCGGUCCAGAACUGCCCAAUGUCCCGUCCUCUCGCCUCCCCAGUGUGCCAGCUUCAAAAGUGCCAGCAGCCUCCCUGGACGACGAGGACGAGGACAUGAAACAGCUUGCCGCCUGGGUGUCGAGCUGGGACGGGGGGAGCGUCGCCCCCGUUGACACGCGUGAACUCCUGCAGUGGCCCUCUGCUUUGUCGCUCUCUGUGCCCGACAAUCUGGCACUUCCUCCCUCCCCCACCGAACCUGUUUCGCUGGACCUUGCACCCCAGACUCUUGCAACUGUUAAGAAGCACAAAGGGUCGGAACAAUGGCGUGCAGUCCCCCUCCUUUCCCAGGACAUAAUCCGCGACCGGUCCCCGCAGCUAGAGAUCCAGCAGCUCAGCCCAACGGCCAGAGACAAACACCCGGUGAAGGUGAGGGACCUCGAUUUCGUGGUGGGCGCUGUGCUUUUGCCUGCCUCCACUGUCCGGGGUCCGCAGAUAGCCUCCAGGGCCUUCAUUUCCGUGGUGGGCUUUUCCGCCAAGAACUUCAGCACCCAAGAGACUUUGAGGAUCUCCAGGAUGUUGAGCCGUUUCGAGGCUGGGCGCAAGAUGCGACGGAUCAAGUCCUGGAAGGAGAUUUCCAUGGAGCUUCUUGAGGUUGGUGUCAUCAAAGGGCAGGUGAGCCACCACCAAGGUGUAGAGGAUGACCCCCAUGCUCCACGUGUCAGAGAGGAAGGGGUUGUAGGGCAGGCCCAGCAAGAUCUCCGGACAGGCGUAGGCAAAGCUUCCGCAGUAGGUCUGGCUGAGGUGGGAGAAGCAGCUCAUCAUGCGGUACGAGGGGGUGGGCGGGGGCUGCAUCUGGGCAGCCACCAUCUUGGAGAAGCCAAAAUCGGAAAUCUUGAUGUUCUCACGCUUGUCCAGGAGAAGGUUCUCCAGCUUAAGGUCCCUGCGGUUCAGGGAAAGGAUGGAAGAGGUGAAGCUAAGGCAAUCCACGUAACACCUAGCCAUGGCACCAUGACCCCAGUUGAGUCCGCCACAGUUACCGGGCUGGUGCAUCGUGUCAACCCUCAGCUGUGGCUCUCAGUCACAACAGUUGGACUCACACAUCCUGUGAAGCCAAACCAUCAGUGCAAGAGCUCAAUUAGAAACCCGAAGGACGCCUCUGGCCGGCUCUCACCGAUGCACAAUGCCCUUGCCGUGCAGGGAGGGAUCCUCCCGCUCCCGCUCCCAGACCCGGAACUGCGUCCUCGUGUGGGCAGCGAGGCCCCCCGCGAUCCGGUGAGGGCGGAAGCAACUGACGGACGUGGCCGGGGCUGUCCGGGAGAUGGCCUGAAGGACUCCGGGCGCUUCGAAGCCCGUGGCUCUUCGGAUGAGUCAUCCUUAGCUCGGAGAACCGCGCGCCGGAGGUGCCGAGAAGCGGAGGGCGGCCGCGCCGAGAAAGGAGACGGCUUAGAGCAGGAUUGGCGGGGGCCGGGCGAAGAAAGGCUGCCGGAGGUGCAGGCAUUGCUCGGGGCAGCCCCAGAGGAACAGUCCCACGUCCUCCCCAACAUGGCUUGCCAUCCAUCCCCUGCCCUUCUUGCCUCCUUCCUCUAUUUCCUCUCUGUGGCCUGUUCAGAGAGUCACUAUCAGCUGGGGGCAAAGGUGAUGCUCUACGUCAACAAAGUGGGGCCUUACCACAACCCACAGGAGACCUACCAUUACUACCAGCUGCCGGUGUGUUCGCCACCUAACAUCCGCCACAAGAGCCUGACCUUAGGGGAAGUGCUGGAUGGGGACCGCAUGGCCGAGUCCAUGUACGAGAUCCACUUCCGCGAGAAUAUCGAGAAGAAGAUCCUUUGCGAAAUGAAGCUGUCGCCGAAGGAGGUAGAGCACCUCCGCCAGGCCAUUGAGGAACUCUACUACUUUGAAUUUGUGGUGGACGACUUGCCACUCCGUGGCUUUGUGGGCUACAUGGAGGAGAGUGGCUUCCUGCCCCACACCCACAAGAUUGGGCUCUGGACCCAUCUGGACUUCUACCUGGAGUGGAACGGUGACCGCAUCAUCUACGCCAACGUCAGCGUUCGCAAUGUCAAGCCCACCAGCUUGGAUGACGUCCAGGGCGUGUUGCCCAUCACUUAUACCUACAGCGUCCAUUGGUCUGAGACCAGCGCAGAGCGGCAGGGUGAACGUAGGGGAAGCCACAGCGGGGAUGACGGCUUCUUCCCUCACACCUUGGAGAUCCACUGGCUGUCCAUCAUCAAUUCUAUGGUGCUGGUGUUUCUGCUGGUGGGCUUUGUGGUCGUCAUCCUGAUGCGGGUCCUCAAGAACGACCUGGCCCGCUACAACCUGGAUGAGGAGGCCUCGUCUUCAUCCUCAGGAGACGACUUUGACCAAGGGGACAAUGGGUGGAAGAUCAUCCAUACCGACGUCUUCCGCUUUCCACCCUGUCGCAGCCUCCUCUGUGCCGUGCUGGGCGUGGGCAGCCAGUUCCUGGCCUUGGGCACUGGCAUCAUUGUGAUGGCUCUGCUGGGCAUGUUCAACGUCCACCGACAUGGAGCCAUCAAUUCAGCCGCCAUCCUUCUCUACGCCCUCACCUGCUGCAUCUCCGGUUAUGUGUCCAGCAACUUUUAUCGCCAGAUUGGUGGCGAGCGAUGGGUCUGGAAUAUACUGCUCACCACCAGCCUUUUCUCUGCUCCCUUCUUCCUCACCUGGAGCGUGGUUAACUCGGUGCAUUGGGCCAACGGGUCAACCCAGGCACUGCCGGUCACCACCAUCCUGCUGCUGCUGACGGUCUGGCUCUUGGUGGGCUUCCCGCUGACGGUCAUUGGUGGCAUCUUCGGCAAGAAUCGGGCCAGUCCCUUCGACGCACCCUGCCGCACCAAAAACAUCGCCCGGGAAAUCCCUCCCCAGCCCUGGUACAAAUCCACGGUGGUACAUAUGACCAUUGGAGGCUUUCUGCCCUUCAGUGCCAUUUCUGUGGAGCUCUACUACAUUUUUGCCACUGUGUGGGGCCGAGAGCAGUACACCCUCUACGGGAUCCUCUUCUUUGUUUUCGCCAUCCUGCUGAGCGUCGGGGCCUGCAUCUCCAUCGCCCUGACCUACUUCCAGCUCUCGGGCGAGGACUACCGCUGGUGGUGGCGCUCCAUCUUGAGCGCGGGCUCCACCGGCCUGUUCAUCUUCCUUUACUCCGUCUUCUACUACUCAUGCCGCUCCAACAUGUCGGGCACGGUGCAGACGGUGGAGUUCUUUGGCUACUCCCUCCUCACCGGCUACGUCUUCUUCCUGAUGCUGGGAACCAUCUCCUUCUUCGCCUCUCUCAAGUUCAUCCGCUACAUCUACGUCAACCUGAAGAUGGACUGACCACCCCUGCUUUGCUCUCCUUGGCGGGGGCUGCAAUGAAGCUCUUGGUUCCCACUGGCUAGGAUGGGUGCGGGUCAGCGCGGUCCCUCCCGUUGCAGAGCGCCCCACCCCUCGGCUAGCCUAGGCAUCGCUUCAGAAAGUCCGUUCUCGGCUGGCAUCUCAGCCGAGCUCUGGAAACAUAGGCUAUUUAUGAUUUGUUCCUUUCUUGGCUGGAAUCUGGGAGCAUUUCCAAGCUCACCCUACAGGCCCUGGCUUGAUUGCCACAAAAUAGGGGACAGGAAGCGUCCUUACGUCCUCGCCUGCUGGUCAGGACAGCUGGCCAGUCAGCGACCCUCCUAUGAGUCCAGCCAGUUAGUGCCCACUGUUAACAGGAUUCUCCUCUUUGUCUUUUUAAAGUUAAAACUGUGUUCCUGUACUGAAGUGAACCAUUUAUUUUUCUCCUCAGUUGGUAGGAAUGGGACCAUUUGAGAGAGAUUUUUUUCCUGUUGACUAUAUGAUCAGCUCAGCUGAUAAAAGCUACAAUCAGUUAAACACACAUCCAUUUUUUCUGAUGGGUUCCAUCUCUCCCCGAACAUUGAGAGCACGUGAAAAAGUUUCUGCCUUGUCUUUCCUUUUGCUCAGUUUCAGGAAGAGAUCCCAGCCAAUCAUCAACAUGCAUUAAAAAACCCUCAAACCUGACAUACAUACGUAGAGAGAGAGAAUGAUCGGCAGGCCGAUCUCACAAGUAAAAUUUGUCCCAAUAGCCAGCAA